AUGGCAAAUUCUGGUACUCAAACCGCUUCUAAAGAAGUUCAUACAAACAGCAACGCUACUAGCACCACCGCCACGCAAUCCUCACAGGAUGUAGGUCUCAUCUUUGUUCGUGAGUAUUAUACUUUUCUGAACAAGAAACCAAAUAGACUUCAUGCCUUUUAUAACAAAGACUCUCUCUUUGUAAGAGGCGAUGAAGGUACUGUGACUGAAACAGCGAGAGGUCAAGAGGAAAUUCGCAAAAAGAUUGAAGAAUGUAAGUUUGAAGACUGCAAAGUCUUGGUCACUCAGGUCGAUAGUCAACUCUCUGCCAAUGAUGGCAUCCUCAUUCAUGUCUUGGGAGAAAUGUGCAAUCAGAACGGACCCUCUCAAAAGUUCAGUCAAACUUUCUUCUUAGCUACUCAACCUAAUGGAUACUAUGUAUUGAAUGACAUCUUCCGAUUCUUAAAAGAUGAAGUCGAAAUCGAUUACUAUACCUGUGAGGAAGAAGAGCCUGCCAAGAAACCUACCUCUGUUCCUACUCCUGCUCCUGCAACUACAGCACCAGCAACAACAACAACUACUACUACAGCAGAAGCCCCUGAAGUUGUCAAAAAGGAAGAAGAGCCUGAGAAGGAGGAGCUUAAAAAGGAUGAACAGGAAACAAAGAAAGUGGACAUUGCUGUUGAUGAAAACAAAAAGACAGAAACUGAACAACAACAGCCUGUUACUGCUUCACCCAUUCCUUCCAAGGUCCCUACUACUGUCACUCCUCCUCCUACUCCUGCUCCAGUAAAAGAUGAGACUGCUGUUGAUGAAAAGAAAAAGAAGCCUGAAUCAAAGCAACCUAAUAAACCCCAACAGAAGCAACAACAACAACAACAACAACAACAAGAAAAAGAAACCGAAAAGCCUACUAAACCUGCUGCGCCAAAGACAUGGGCUAACUUGACUGCCGCAGCAGCAGUAGCUACUGGUCCUACAACAGCUGCAACUACUACAACUAGCACAGCUAAUAAUAUCAUUCCUACACCAGCAACACCGCCAUCUACAGAAGCAUCUGCCACACCUGUACCCGUAGCAGCUCCUUCACCUGUGGUAGCUAAUUCAGAAAAACCAGCUCAACAACAACAGCAUCAACAGCAUCAACAGCAUCAACAAAAUAAACAGACGCCUCGUAACAAAGAUGCUAUUACACAAAUCUUUGUCAAACAAGUGUACGAUAAUAUUACUGAGGAUCAACUUAGGGAGGCAUUUUCAAAGAUUGGACCUGUCAAACAUAUCAACAUUUCUAGACCAAGAAACUGUGCCUUUGUUGAAUUUGCUUCACCUGAGACUGUCCAAAAGGCACUAGCUCAACAUAAAGUUACUGUUCAAGGUGGAAACAUCGUUCUUGCAGAAGAACGCCGUUUUAACAGUAGCAACAAUCAAUCUGGCAAUCGUUUCAAUAACAGCAACCAAGGCAGAGGACAGAACUAUAACAGCAACUUUGAUCGCCGGCCUAAUAGCCAUCGCCGUCAAGGACAGAACGCACGUAACAAUCAAAGUAAUGCAAAACAAAGCAGAGGAACGACAGCGACGACGAACGCUCAAAAAUAA
Messenger RNA from Rhizopus microsporus ATCC 52813, 1575 nucleotides. RefSeq names its product NTF2-domain-containing protein. The transcript has 3 exons. Gene Ontology annotation, cellular component: Ubp3-Bre5 deubiquitination complex; ribonucleoprotein complex; cytosol. The record is from RefSeq and is a predicted model, not a curated record. Gene Ontology annotation, biological process: ribophagy; protein deubiquitination. Gene Ontology annotation, molecular function: mRNA binding. Bases 1 to 1575 code for a protein of 524 amino acids. Lineage: Eukaryota; Fungi; Mucoromycota; Mucoromycetes; Mucorales; Rhizopodaceae.